Molecule: messenger RNA, 1733 nt
Organism: Paramecium pentaurelia
Lineage: Eukaryota; Ciliophora; Oligohymenophorea; Peniculida; Parameciidae
Source: the annotation of a GenBank genome assembly
AUGAAGUGCAUUCAGUGGCAGAUAUACAAUCAUUACAAUUAGAUGAACAAGCUACACAGGUCGUAUUAUUUAAAUAAUGGCCUAUUUUGCAUUCUGAACAAUUAUUGGAGGAAGUUUCACAUAACAAGCAAGAUGAAUCGCAAUUUUCACAUUGUGAACCAUUAAGAUAAUAUCCAUUUUUGCAAGAUUAACAAUUUGUGUUUCCUGCAUUUUAACAAUUUUAACAUGGGUAUUCGCAAAGCAGGCAACUAGUAUCCUACAAAUAAUAUCCAAGGAUGCAUGAUUAACAGGUAUUUAUUGUAGAACAAUAUAAGCAUGGUUCUGAACAAUGAGUACAUGUGGAGCCAUUCAAAUAAUAUGAAGGUUAACAAGAUUGACAAUUAGUGGGGACACCAACACAUAAUGUACAAGAUGUAUCACAGGGUUUGCAUAUUUUAUCAGCACUAUCGAAGUAUUAUUUUUCUGGACAAGUACAAUUUGAACAAACUAUUAUUUUAUAAAAAUUUAUAAAUUACUUGCACAUUUGUUUUCUUCAUUAACCACAUAUCCAUCAUCACAACUUAAACAGGCUCCAGUUGUAUUAGCGCAAGUGAUGCAAUGUUGGUCGCACUAAGUACAAGUAAAUCCAUUCAAGUAGUAUCCGAUAUUACAUGAAGUACAUUUUGUAGCCAAAUCCACACAAGUUUUACAGUCAGUCGAGCAUACCUCACAGUCAUCACCAAAGUAUCCAGAAGCACAAGCAUGGCAUGUUAAAGUAUUGUUUAAGUAAUCACAUGUUGAUUCGCAUUUUGGAGGGCAACCUAAGAAUAAAACAAAUAAAUUACGUAGGCAUUUUGUUAUGUCAAGAUAAUAUUGAUCUUUGCAACUCGAGCAUUAAGUAACCUCUGGACCGUUGCAAAUAGCACAUUCUGAAGAACAUGAUAAGCACUUGGAUCCUUCAUAGAAAUACCCAUCAAAACAGGUUAAACAUAUCAAGCUAUUUUAGCAAUUUUUGCAAGGUGACUCACAAGCCUUACAAAUUUAUAAAUCCAAGUAGUAACCAUCUUUACACAUUGAGCAUUAAGUAUUUCCAGGUCCCGAACAUUCUGUGCAAGGAGAUUCGCAAGGAGUACAACUUUUAUUUGAAUCAUUGUGAUAAUAUUGAGCAACACAAUUUAUGCAAGCUGUCUCUGAUUCACAAUUAUCACAUGGUGAUAUGCAGUGAGAGCAGGAAUUAUUAAUCAAGUAGUAUUUUGGUUAACAAGAUAAACAAUGAGUUGCUUCAUUUUCACAAUUUGCACAAGGACUGUCGCAUGUAGCACAAACAGUGCCUUAUAAGAAGAAUCCAGGAGAACAUUAUUUGCAAAUACCAUCCAAAUAAUAAUUUUAUUGGCAAGAUGUACAUUCAGUAGCACUCGAGCAUUUUGUGCAUCCAUUUGGACAACUUAAACAAGAGCUUCCGCCAUCUGAGUAAUAACCAUCUGCACAAGAUUGGCAUUGAGUUUGAGAAGUGCAUGUUUUACAUUUAUUGUCACAUUUGAUACAAUUUUGGCUAUCAAACCAAUAUCCGGUGUUACAAGUAAUACAUUAAUUCUAAUUGGUGCACUCAGCACAUGGAGUAACACAGGGUAAGCAUUCAUUUCCUUCUAGGUAUUUUCCUUGAAGACAGGAUGUACAAUAUGCAGCACUAUUCAAACAUGACUUACAAUUUGUUGAGCAAUUAUAACAAUGUCCAGAUGAAUAGUAUUGAGUGA